AUGGGGAAGAAAGGGAGUGGUGGGUGGUUCUCGACGGUGAAGAAGAAAGUCUUUAAUAAAUCUUCUCCUAAAGACUCAAAGAGAGAGGACAACAUCAGCAACAACAACGCCGACAGGUGGCAGCAGCAACAUGACACGCAAGAAGUUGUGUCUUUCGAGAAUUUUCCGGCGGAAAGUUCGCCGGAGAUCUCCCAUGACGUCGAGAGCACUGCUUCUACUCCGGCAAUCACCGUUGGAGAGAAAAAACACGCCAUGGCUGUGGCUAUAGCCACGGCUGCUGCUGCCGAAGCGGCCGUUGCAGCUGCACAAGCGGCCGCUAAAGUCGUUCGGCUUGCCGGCUACAAUCGCCAGACGGAGGAAGAUAGCGCCGCCGUGCUCAUCCAAUCGCACUACAGGGGCUAUUUGGCGAGACGAGCACUUCGAGCUUUAAAAGGACUAGUUAGGUUACAAGCAUUGGUCCGAGGCAACCACGUACGAAGACAGGCGCAAAUGACUAUGAAAUGUAUGCAAGCUCUGGUUCGUGUCCAAGGCCGAGUCAGAGCAAGAAGGCUCCAAGUGGCUCAUGACCGGUUUAAGAAACAAUUUGAGGAAGAAGAGAAGCGGUCCGGGUUGGAAAAACAAAAAAACGGGUUUGCUAAUCUCCAAACAGAACGAGAGAAACCGAAGAAACUGCACGAAGUAAAUCGAACCAGCUUGUACCAAACUCCAGGAAAGGAGAAAGAGAAGAGUGAAGGAAUGAUGAAAAGAGAGAGGGCUCUUGCUUAUGCAUACACUUACCAGCGACAAAUGCAACACACAAAUGCUGAUGAGGCACUUGGGCUUUCUGUUAAUGGGCCAGAUAGAAACCAAUUGGCUUGGAAUUGGCUUGACCAUUGGAUGUCUUCCCAACCAUACACGGGCCGUCAAACCGGCCUGGGUACCGGUCCCGGACAGUACAAUCCUCCUCCGUAUCCGCCUUUCCCCACAGCCGCGGCAACCACAGCCGGGACCACUACACCCGACGAUGUAUCGGAAAAGACGGUCGAAAUGGACGUGACCACUCCGACUAGCCUCAAGGACAAGAUAAUUGGUAUGAUUGAUCGAGAGUAUAUAGACUUAGGAUCAUAUAGACAAGCCCAUAAGCAACGGAAAAGUCCAACCCAUAUACCAAGCUAUAUGGCUCCAACUGUAUCUGCAAAGGCUAAAGUACGAGACCAAGGCACGACCGUCAAGCUUCAAGGAACUUCUUUUAUGCCGUAUUGGAACUCCUCGACCAAAAACGGAUCGGUUAAUGGAUCGGGUUGUGAUUCAUCAAGUUCGGGUGGAGCAGUAACAACCGGUUAUCCCGGUCCUAGGAGUCCUAACCCAAAAAUUGAUAUCCGACGACGUAAACCGGUUAGUCCUAGUCAAAGUCCUACCGGGUUUGGGAAGAGAGACUGGAGGAAUGAUCAUUAG
Molecule: messenger RNA, 1434 nt
Organism: Arabis nemorensis
Lineage: Eukaryota; Viridiplantae; Streptophyta; Magnoliopsida; Brassicales; Brassicaceae
Source: the annotation of a GenBank genome assembly